AUGGAGAGAACUUUAGCUCCACCUCAAGGUUCCAAUGUUGGUUCAAAUUUCAAUAAUAUCAAUAAUAAUCCUCCACAAGUACCACCUGAUGAUGAUACGCGGAAUAUAAUCGAUCGUUUGGCUGAAUUUGUUGCAAAAAAUGGUUCGGAAUUUGAAGAAAGAACUCGCAAAAAACAAUACGGCAAUCCAAGAUUUGCUUUUCUAUUCGGUGGCGAAUUUAGUGAUUAUUAUCGCUUUCGAGUGAUGCAGGAAGUACAACAAUUAAAUCAAGGCACUGUGCCUCCUUCGCAAGCGAUCCAGCCUUCUGCAUCAUCUGUGCACCAAUUUGAUGCAUCUGCAGUUUUAGCUCAGAUUAAUACUUUAAACCAGCAGAUUGCCGACAGUGAAGCAAAUCUUCGUGCUCAAUUUGAGUCAAUCGAAGUUAGACGUGAAGCGCAGUUGGCUGCAGCAAUUGAGGAAUCUGAGACGAAGAAAAUUCUAUCAGUAUGUGAGCAGGUUUCGCUCAACGUUGAACCACUUUCAAAAUUAUUGGAUCAAUUAAGUGGUCAUUGUUCAAAAGAUGUCAUUUCGAAUAGUAAAAAGUGGAUAUUUGAGCACUGUACAACAGAUCGACUUCGAGAAGCUAUUUUGAUGUACUUACUUUAUCGUGUUAAGGAAACUCGGGCGACUGAACAAUUCAAGCUUCAUAUCUUAUAUCUUAUCAAUGACUGGGCGCAUCAUUGUCAAAGAAAAAAAUUAGAUGCGAUUCGGCAAAUGCUUUCACGCUAUGUUCCGCAGUUGUAUGCAUUUACAGCACAAGGAGUAAAAGAUGCUGCACUUAAUGAAAAACUUGAAAAAUUGAUCGGAGUUUGGGAAGGGCAUAAAUAUUUUGACGAUGGUUGCUACAAGCAACUUCGAAAUCCUCUUUUAUUAUACCAAAAUUGGAAAAAUGCUCAACAAGCAGAAUAUUCAAAAAAAUCGGCGGAAAUUCAUGCACAAUUGUUGGCUGCGUAUCGCGGGUAUGAACAGCAACAUCUUGAAUUCUCUAUGCAUUGUCGUAAUCAAAUUGCUUUACUUCAGCAGCAAAUAGACGAACAAAUGAAUAAACAAGUUGGUGCAUCUUCUUGCUCGGAAGUUAUACUUAAACCACCUAUGAAUCGUCGUGAAAGGCGUUCACGUUUUGAUCAAAAAGUGGCAGGGCCGCCACCAGAACUCCCACCAGAAAGUGAUUAUGGACGCUUUUUUGCUGCUCCACCUUCUGGUUCUUCAAAAUGUCCUUCACCUAGAGAUAUCUACCACGCUCGGCCAGAUGAAUGUGAUGAACCGCCUUUUGCCCUAUAUAAUGAAAGAGAAUUUCCAAAUGAGAACAGAAAUGAACCAGGUCCUAAAGAUGCAAUGUUUAAUCUUAGGCCGCCAUUCCCAGGCGGACCGACUAUGAUGCGUCCUCCUUGUGGUCCACCACCUAUAUUUGAUGAAUCAGCGCUUAUUCCUAGUUGUCCAUAUUAUAAUUUGCCAGCUGGUAUGAUGAUGCCAUUGAUCGAAAUGGGUGAUGUUCUGUAUAAACCUGUCAUAGUUUCGAAAUUGCGACUACCUCCACCUAUUCCACCGUCAGAACGUUUGUUGCGUGCUAUUGAAGCAUUUUAUGCUCCACCAUCUUUUGAAAAUCCUCGUGAUGCUGAUGGUUGGGAACGUCUCGGUUUAUUUGAAUAUUACAUGAAAAAAAACGAUAUAAAGAAAAGAUUAGAAGAAAGUCUAAAACUUGAAGGGAAAACUAUUGAAGAUGCUAUAGAAAAUAUUUACAUUGAAGAUAAUGAUGAAGAAAAAAAUGACGAAAAGAUAAGGCGCUCGACUUCCAGGCGUAGUUCGACUUCAUCACGAAGUAAAUCAAGUAGUAGUAGUUCAUCAAGCCGAUCACGUAGAAGAAGGCGUCGUAAGAGGAGUCAUUCUAUCAGCAAUUCUGGCUCCAGCUCCAGUUCAUCAUCACGGGGCCGUCGUCGAUCUCGUCGUUCUAAAUCACCAUCGCCUCGACGUCGACGUCGUUCAAGCUCUCGCAGUGCUUCUCCAGAAUCUCGUCCUGCUUUUGGUGGUUCAUCAAGAAGAGAUAGUCGUAGUCCUACUCCCAAAUUUUUACUUCCCAGUGGACCACCUCCAAGGUUGAAUGCUGCUAACAAGGGCGCCCAAUUACUUGCAAAAAUGGGUUGGCAAGGUGGAGGACUUGGAUCUGAACAUCAGGGUAUCAAAGAACCUAUCAGUGGAGGCGAAGUACGUGAUCAUGUUGAUCAGUACAGAGGAGUUGGAUCGAAACCAGAUAUGUACGAAGAAUAUAGAAAACAAAUGAGCGGAUACCAUAGAAAUAGAAAUCGACGAUUUGAUUAA
This is a messenger RNA of Dracunculus medinensis (Guinea worm), 2355 nucleotides long. NCBI's taxonomy places the organism in Eukaryota, Metazoa, Nematoda, Chromadorea, Rhabditida, Dracunculidae. The record is from the annotation of a GenBank genome assembly.